AUUCGUUGUAAGCAUGUUUGUACCACACUGAGCUCCAGUGUUUGGCUUGGCUUGACAAGUUUCUCCGGACGACCAUGGGGGUAGGAGUGUGUUGCUAGUUGACACAUCAGUACGAAGUUGCAGCCUACUUUGCGUGUGUUUCUACUACACUUGGGAUCUGACAUUUUUUGUGCAGAUGUAGGGAUGCGAGACUUUUGAGAUUCUCUCUCCUGAGCGCGAUUAAACACCCAUUCAAGUCUUAACAUUGGAGAGCCACACAACAGGAAAGAUGAACAGUCUGUCUUUUGACGAUCCUUCGCUGGAUAAUCUGGAUCCAACGUUGUCGCUGAAUGAUCCCAGCGAAAUUGACACAGCUCUCUUAAGCGACAUUGACGACAUGCUACAGCUCAUCAGCAACCAGGACAUGGAGUUUGGAGGGCUGUUUGAUAACCCUCCAUACACAGCACCACCUCCUACCCAAGAGCUUCCUGGUCUGACCCAGCCCAUCACCUUCUCCCCUCCAGCCACCACAACCACACCUCCAUCAUCUUCUUCCAUCCUGAGCAGUAGCCCCCACCUGGAUGCACUACUCGGUCCUCCCAUCACACGUAGUUCCUCCACCCCAGAUAAGACCUAGCCUCCCACAUUUCAGCAGUCCCCCCUGGCACAGGUGCCCAACACCACCCUGAAGCAGCAGCAGCAGCCACCUUCGCCGCAGCAGGCUUCAACCCUGAGGCUGCCCAAUGUGGAGCAGCCCCAACCCACUCUCACUCUGGCUGCCCCAGCCCAGGCAGCUUCACCUCUCAGCUCAUCAGGACCGAACCUAGUUUUCAGCUCCACGCCGCAGGCCCUCUUUACCUCGGCAGCACCGCAAACUCCUCCCCAGACACAGACUCAGCCACAGCUUCAGGUCCAGGUUCAGCCCCAACAGGCCAGGAGCAACUUCAGCAGUCAGAACGGCUUCACAGCUGUCACCCCCAACACCGUGAGCCAACCUGUUGUCAGCUUAUCAUCCUCACCACCAAGUAUUCAGCCAGUAACCAUCCAGGCCCAGAUCCAGGGGCUGACCACCACCUCCCCUCUCCUGCCCACGACAAUGAGCACGCCAGUUCAAGCCAUCGCACCCCACGUGCAACAAGUACCUGUGUUGCUGCAGCCCCAGUUCAUCAAGGCGGAGUCUCUGCUGUUGACAACUCUGAAGCAUGACCCCUGCAUUGUGACGACGAUGGCCUCUCCUACAUCCCUGGCCUCUACUACAACAGCACAGAGCACUUCAUUGCAGGCUUUUAUGGGCAGUGGCACCAUCCUGACCACAGUACCUGUCAUGGUGGAUGCAGAGAAGCUCCCUAUAAACCGCAUCGCCAUCAGCGGCAAGCCCAUCGGCCAGCCGCACAAGGGAGAGAAACGCACGGCUCACAAUGCCAUCGAGAAGCGCUACCGCUCCUCCAUUAACGACAAAAUCCUCGAACUCAAGGAUCUGGUGGCUGGCACUGAGGCCAAGCUCAACAAGUCAGCAGUUCUUAGGAAAGCUAUCGACUUCAUCCGCUACUUGCAGCAGUCCAACCAGAAGCUCAAGCAGGAGAACAUGGCUCUGAAAAUGGCAGCCCAGAAAAACAAGUCUCUCAAAGACCUGGUUGCCAUGGAGGUGGAUGGGCCGGCUGAUGUGAAGACAGAACUGCCCACCCCACCAGCCUCUGACGUGGGCUCCCCCUCCUCCUUCUCGCACUGUAGCAGUGACUCAGAGCCGGAUAGUCCAAUGGUGGAGGACACCAAGCCGACUGUGGGCGUUCCAGACAAAUCAGCUGCAGGAGGUGGUGCUGGCGGGAUGUUGGACCGAUCCCGUAUGGCCCUUUGCACCUUCACCUUCCUCUUCCUGUCCCUCAACCCUCUGGCUGCUCUGCUCUGCUCCUCUGGAAGUAGCUUAGCAGGGAGUGCUGCAGCUACUGCCUCCCAUCCCGGAGGAAGGAACGUCCUUGGGCUGGACAUCACAGCAGACUCGUGGGGCUGGAUGGACUGGAUGCUGCCGACUAUUCUGGUGUGGCUGCUGAAUGGUAUCCUGGUGUCAGGGGUUCUGAUACGACUGUUGGUAUACGGAGAGCCAGUAACCAGACCACACUCUGGAUCCUCUGUCCUGUUCUGGAGGCACCGCAAGCAGGCUGACCUGGACCUAGCAAGAGGAGAUUUUGCUCAGGCCAGUCAGAACCUGUGGACCUGUUUGAAGGCUCUUGGUCGUCCGUUACCCAUCUCCCAGUUGGACCUGGCCUGUGCCGCACUCUGGUCCCUGUUAAGGUUCUGCCUCCAGCGUGUGUGGGUGGGCCGCUGGCUGGCUGCCAAAGCUGGAGGACUGCGAUCAGAUCGCCCUCUGCAGGAGGACGCCUGCAAGAGCAGCCGUGACGCCGCCCUGGUUUACCACCGUCUGCACCAGCUGCACAUGACAGGUAAGCUGAAUGGCAGCCACCUGUCAGCUGUGCACAUGGCUCUGAGUGCAGUGAACCUGGCAGAGUGCGCUGGCUCCUGCCUGCCCGUGGCUUCUCUAGCUGAAGUGUACGUCUCUGCAGCUCUACGGGUCAAAGCCAGCCUGCCAAGGAUCCUGCAUUUCACAUCUCGUGUGUUCCUGAGCAGUGCCCGCCAGGCCUGCCUGUCAUCCAGCGGCAGCGUGCCUCCAGCAAUGCAGUGGCUCUGUCACCCACUGGGCCACCGCUUUUUUGUGGAUGGUGACUGGGCCAUUCGCAGCACUCCUAAAGAAAGCAUCUACAGCCAGGCUGGCAACACUGUCGAUCCUCUGGCCCAGGUGACUCAGGCGUUCAGAGAACAUCUCCUGGAGAAGGCUUUGUACUGUGUGGCCCAGCCUUGUGGAGAGAAAAGCCCCAACCAGGGCGAGGGGGAGUAUGCUGAUGCUCUGGAGUACCUCCAGCUGCUCAUCAGUGCAUCAGACGCUGCAGGUGCCACAUCACAGUCCUUCGCCAUCGGCUCUAAUAUGGCUACUGUGACUGGCUGUGACCCCCACUCCAAGUGGUGGUCCUCAGUUGCUGUGGUGAUCAUCAAUUGGCUCCAAGGAGAUGAUGCUGCAGCAGAGAGACUGUAUCCCACCGUUGAGCACCUGCCCCGCAGUCUUCAGAACGCAGAGAGUCUUCUGCCCAAGGCGUGUCUGAACACAUUCAGGGCGGUGCGAGCCCUGCUGUCCAAGCCGGAGAACUGCCAACAGAGUCUGAGCUACAGCGACAAGGCCAGCGCCCUGCUUCGAGACAGCCUCAACCUGGGACCACACUGCCACAGCUCAAGUUUAGACAAGGUUGUCCAGUUGCUUUUGUGCGACCUCCUGCUAGUUAUGAGGACCAAUGUGUGGCGUCUUCAGCAGCAGCAAGGUGUCGGUCCUGCUGGGCCCGGUUCAGUCGGUACCAGCGGCCCAGCGGGGCUCCACCAGGCCUCGCCGCCGGAGCUCCAAGGCUUCCAGCAAGAUCUCAGCUCCCUACGCAAACUGGCGCACAGCUUCAGGCCUGCAAUGAGAAGAUUGUUCCUUCAUGAAGCUACAGCCCGGCUGAUGGCGGGGGCCAGUCCCACCCGCACACAUCAGCUACUGGACCGCUCACUGCGACGCAGAGCAACGCCUGGCGCCAAGACAGAAGAGUGCGAGACGAGGCCCGGCCAGCGGGAGCGCGAGGCUGUGAUGCUGGCGUGCCGCUACCUCCCUCCCUCCUUUCUGUCGGCUCCGGGCCAAAGGGUGGGCAUGCUGGCGGACGCAGCCCGCACCCUGGAGAAGCUGGGAGACAAGAGGACCCUCCACGACUGCCAGCAGAUGAUCAUCAAGCUGGGCAGCGGCACCACCGUCACCAACAGCUAAAGGGACUGGAGGACGGGGGGAGGGGCGGAGAACCAUGCAUGGACACAGUAUAUGGAAACAUCAUUGACAAACAAAAAGACACUGAAAAGAAACCCUGCAGAAAACACAACCACACAGGCUCUGGUGUUUUGGUGUGCAGCUAUUGAACAGAUUUAUUAAACUUCUACAUUUUCAUAUCAAAUUAUCAGGAUCUUCUUUAAGGAUCCACAACCCCACAACCCCACAACCCCACAACCCCACAAACCCCACAUCAGGAGGCACUUGUAGAGUUCACACUCUUGUUGCUGUGGAUUUUUACCAGAUUAUAAGAAGCAUUUUCCCUCCUCCCAUGCUGAACCCUCUCUUGAGGAUGCAUUGCAGUGCCACAGUUUGACCACAGAGAGGAGCCAUCACAGCUCAGAGUGAAUGAUGUAUGUGUGAGCUAUGACAAAGAAUACUUCCCCUGAAUUUAUUCAACAAACUCCUGCCUCCCCUUAAUCUUCUUGACAUAAAUGCACCUUUUUUAAGGCGGUGAGCUCAGUCUGCUGGAGUGUCGGGCUGUUCUGAUUGGCUGCAGAGGGACAUGUCUCUUAUUUGUGGGAGGAAGACGACCAAAUUCGGACUCGGUCGCUUUCAGACCUCAAGCUUGUUCAGUGGGAAGCCGCUCCGCAGGUUUUGAAUGAUGUGAACGUUAAUUAGAAACAUGUCUUACUGAUAGUCUGAGGCUCAGAGGGCCAAUGCACAUGCUCUGUGACUUCCAUGCACUAGCCCUACGAGGCUGAUUUCAAUGAGAUGAGUAAAAAGAUAGCUUUAUGAGUUAAUUUUCAUUCAUCAGAGGUUGUUUUCCUUUCUUAUUUUGCUGUGUACAUAUUUUAAAAUGUAUUUAUAAUCUGUAUGAACGUGGAUUAAGCAGUAUUUUGCAUAAGCAGAGUGAUAAAUGCUUUUUUUGUUCCCUUUAAUAUGUUUUGUUUGGUAGCUUCCGACCAGGCCCAAAUGAUGAAGUUACUUCACUACUGCCAUGGCCGUACAUGUCAAACGGAGAAUGCAUCAUGUUAGUUGCAUCACUCAGUCUGACUCAGUUGACCUUUUGCACUGUUGCACACAUGAGCAACUAUGGUACCAUAAGGACUGGCAGUGUCCAAAAAAAGAAAGCGAUAACUCCCACAGUGACAUGAACCUUUGGCACUUUUUCCAUCAAGUUAAAGGGUUGUGCAAACAUUUCAAAAUAUUAAAUGACUGUGAUUGUUUCCAAAGAAGGCCUGUAGUGAAAUUUCAGUGUUUCCUUUGUAGCUUCAACAUAAAGAGCAAUAUUUGCUCUUUCAGUCAUUAUAGUUUAAUACGCAUACAGAACCACAAUUCAUGUUUUUUUUUAGAGGACUGUAAAAAGUAAAACAAGACUUCAGCAUGUUUUUCUUCAAGGACCAGUAUGUUUUUACGGUGUGUCACUAAUGUGAAAGACUGAAAGUGAUCAGAAUGAGACGAAUGAGAUGUAACCAUGUUUAAAGGUAUUAUUCAUGUGUCCUUUUGAUCGACACCUUUUCAUCUCUUCCUUGUUCUUUACUUUCAACCUUUUAUGAUGUAAAUAUUAAAGCAUUUUGUAAAGAAGGAUA
Notolabrus celidotus (New Zealand spotty) is the source of this 5409-nucleotide messenger RNA. It is a transcript of the gene srebf1, whose product is annotated as sterol regulatory element binding transcription factor 1. Gene Ontology annotation, biological process: regulation of transcription by RNA polymerase II. Gene Ontology annotation, cellular component: nucleus. Gene Ontology annotation, molecular function: DNA-binding transcription factor activity, RNA polymerase II-specific; protein dimerization activity; RNA polymerase II cis-regulatory region sequence-specific DNA binding. Lineage: Eukaryota; Metazoa; Chordata; Actinopteri; Labriformes; Labridae. The record is from RefSeq and is a predicted model, not a curated record.